Molecule: messenger RNA, 939 nt
Organism: Portunus trituberculatus (swimming crab)
Lineage: Eukaryota; Metazoa; Arthropoda; Malacostraca; Decapoda; Portunidae
Product: piggyBac transposable element-derived protein 3-like
Exons: 1
Coding region: 1-939 (312 amino acids)
Source: RefSeq, a predicted model, not a curated record
AUGAAGCCCAUCAAGAGGGGAUAUAAAGUGUGGUGUCUUGCUGAUAAUGCUGGCUAUGUUUUCAAGUUUGAUAUAUACACUGGAAAAGGAGAAAAUAAUGAUCCUAACAUGAGGAAAGAAUUUGGAUUAGGUGGAGAGAUAGUUCCCAAACUGACUAAACAUCUCCAUAACAAAAACCACAAACUUUUCUUUGAUAAUUACUUUUUCUCUUUUCCCCUCCUGGAAGUCUUGCAGGGCCUCAAGAUUCAAGCCUGUGGAACUGUGAGACAGACAAGAAAGGAUUUUCCUAUCCUGGCAGGUGACAAGGAACUAAAAAGAGGACAGUUUGAUUAUAGGUCCACACCCAAUGGCCUAACUCUUUAUAAAUGGAUGGACAAGAAAGCAGUACUCAUGGCAUCCAACUACCGUAGAAUUAAAGCCACAACUGUGAAGAGGACAGAAAAAGACGGAAAGAAGGCAAUAGUCCCUUGCCCACAAGUAGUGAAGGACUAUAAUGACAACAUGGGUGGUGUAGAUAAGCAUGAUAUGCUUCGACAACUUUACGGUACAAACAGGAAGAGCAUGAAAUGGUGGCACAGAAUCUUUUGGGGUCUUCUAGAUAUGUGCAUCGUCAAUGCUUAUGUUGUGUACAAGGAAAGUCAUGGAUCUCUUCCACUCCUAGACUUUCGAAGAGACCUAGCCCAAGGACUUCUAACAUAUUCAAAGGAACGUUCUUCUAGAGGAGCCCCCAAGCGUAGAAAAACUGACUACAGUAUACCUCCAUCUGUUAGGCUCAGCAACACUGGCAUUCACUGGCCAAAAUUCAUAGGGAAAAAAGGAAGGUGUGAGGUAUGCUCCAAGAAAGGGAUUGAAUCACGCCCAAUAUCAAUCUGUAGUCACUGCGGGAUACAUCUCUGUUGCAAUGCAACAAAAAAUUGCUUCUAUGAAUUUCACACCUAA